GCUUCUCCGCCGGUAGUCAUGGGGCAGGAGCCGCGGACGCUGCCGCCCUCCCCCAAUUGGUACUGCGCCCGUUGCAGCGAUGCAGUAACCGGGGGCCUGUUCGGGUUUGCGGCGCGGACCUCCGUCUUCCUUGUCCGCGUGGGCCCUGGCGCGGGCGCGAUCCCUGGGACACCCCCAUUUCGAGUCAUAGGAGAGUUAGUGGGACACACGGAAAGGGUCUCUGGCUUCACGUUUUCUCAUCACCCUGGUCAGUACAACCUCUGUGCCACCAGCUCCGAUGAUGGGACUGUGAAAAUCUGGGAUGUAGAGACCAAAACAAUUGUGACGGAGCAUGCACUACAUCAGCAUACAAUAUCAGCAUUGCAUUGGUCUCCUCGAGUGAAGGACUUAAUAGUAUCUGGGGAUGAAAAAGGAGUAGUUUUUUGUUAUUGGCUUAACAGAAAUGACAGCCAAUACCUCUUCAUAGAACCCAGAACAAUUUUCUGUCUUACUUGUUCACCUCAUCACGAAGAUUUAGUAGCCAUUGGCUACAAGGAUGGCAUAGUGGUUAUAAUUGACAUCAGUAAGAAAGGAGAAGUUAUUCACAGGUUUCGAGGCCACGAUGAUGAAAUCCACUCUAUAGUCUGGUGUCCCCUACCUGGUGAAGAUUGUUUAUCCAUAAAUCAAGAGGAAAAUGCAGAAGAGCCUGAAAUUACUAAUGGGAAAGUUAUAGCAGAAACUCCUAUAACAAAAGGCUGCUACUUAGCCACUGGAAGCAAAGAUCAGACCAUUCGAAUCUGGAGCUGCUCUAGAGGCCGAGGAGUAAUGAUUUUGAAAUUGCCAUUUCUGAAGAGAAGAGGAGGGGGCAUAGACCCAACUAUUAAAGAGCGCCUUUGGUUGACACUCUAUUGGCCCAGGAAUCAGCCAACACAGCUGGUAUCCAGUUGUUUUGGAGGUGAACUGUUGCUGUGGGAUUUGACCCAGUCUUGGAGACGGAAAUAUACCCUCUUCAGCACUUCAGCAGAAGGGCAGAAUCAUUCCAGAAUUGUGUUUAAUUUAUGUCCUUUGCAAACCGAGGAUGACAAACAGCUAUUACUUUCCACAUCCAUGGAUAGAGAUGUAAAAUGUUGGGAUAUGGCUAACCUGGAGUGCUGCUGGACCCUUCCUUCCCUUGGUGGGUUUGCCUAUAGCCUGGCUUUCUCUCCUGUCGACGUGGGCUGUUUGGCCAUAGGCGUUGGGGAUGGCAUGAUCCGUGUAUGGAAUACACUCUCCAUAAAGAACAACUAUGAUGUGAAAAAUUUUUGGCAGGGUGUCAAGUCCAAAGUUACAGCGCUGUGCUGGCACCCAAACAAGGAAGGUUGUUUAGCUUUUGGAACCGAUGAUGGAAAAGUGGGAUUGUAUGACACCUACUCCAACAAACCUCCACAGAUAUCUAGUACAUAUCAUAAGAAGACUGUGUAUACGUUAGCCUGGGGACCACCUGUACCCCCCAUGUCACUUGGAGGAGAAGGAGACAGACCUUCUCUUACUUUAUACAGCUGUGGAGGGGAAGGGAUUGUUUUACAGCAUAAUCCCUGGAAGCUUAGUGGAGAGGCCUUUGACAUCAACAAACUCAUAAGGGAUACUAAUUCAAUCAAAUACAAAUUGCCUGUGCACACAGAGAUCAGUUGGAAAACAGAUGGCAAAAUCAUGGCUCUUGGAAAUGAAGAUGGAUCAAUAGAAAUAUUUCAGGUUCCCAGCUUGAAACUGAUCUGCACCAUCCAACAGCAUCACAAGCUUGUGAAUACCAUUGCCUGGCACCAUGAGCAUGGCAGCCAGCCAGAGCUGAGCUAUCUGAUGGCCUCUGGUUCCAACAAUGCAAUCAUUUAUGUGCACAAUCUGAAAACUGUCCUAGAGAGCAAUGCUGAGUCUCCAGUGACCAUUACAGAACCCUACCGGACUCUCUCAGGACAUACAGCAAGGAUUACUAGUUUGGCGUGGAGCCCACAUCAUGAUGGAAGGCUGGUAUCUGCUUCCUACGAUGGUACAGCCCAGGUGUGGGAUACUCUCCGUGAAGAGCCUCUAUGCAAUUUCCGAGGACAUCGAGGCAGACUGCUUUGUGUAGUAUGGUCCCCGUUGGAUCCAGAUUGCAUCUACUCAGGGGCAGAUGACUUCUGUGUGUACAAAUGGCUGACCUCCAUGCAGGAUCAUUCCCGGCCUCCUCAAGGCAAAAAAAGUGUUGAAUUAGAGAAAAAACGGCUUUCUCAACCUAAACCAAAGCCCAAAAAGAAAAAAAAGCCCACCUUACGAGUACCUGUAAAGCAAGAAUCAUUUGAUGGGAAUGAAGAAGAGAGCAUGAAGGAGAACUCAGUUCCUGUUGAGAAUGGGGUGUCAGACCAGGAAGGCGAGGAGGAAGCACAGGAGCCAGAGUCGCCCUGUGGCCUUACGUCAGUGGUUUCUAAAGAACCAAUUAUCUGCACUCCAGUUUCCUCAGGCUUUGAAAAGUCAAAAGUCACUAUUAAUAACAAAGUUACUUUACUGAAAAAGGACCCACCUAAGGAGAAGCCAGAAACCUCAGUCAAGAAGAGAAAAGCUCGUUCCAUGCUUCCUCUGAGUACAAGCCUGGACCACAGGUCCAAAGAGGAACUUCAUCAUGACUGUUUGGCACUAGCAACUGCAAAACACUCCAAAGAGCUAAAUGAGGAUGUGUCUGCUGAUCUUGAGGAACGAUUUCACCUGGGACUUUUCACAGACAGGACUACCCUGUACAGAAUGAUUGAAACUGAAGGAAAAGGUCACUUGGAAAAUGGCCACCCUGAAUUAUUUCACCAGCUCAUGCUUUGGAAAGGAGACCUAAAGGGUGUUCUCCAGACUGCAGCAGAAAGAGGAGAACUGACAGACAAUCUUGUGGCUAUGGCACCUGUAGCUGGCUACAAUGUGUGGCUGUGGGCUGUGGAGGCCUUUGUGAAACAGCUAUGUUUCCAGGAUCAGCAUGUCAAGGCUGCCUCCCAUCUCCUUUCCAUCCACAAAGUGUAUGAAGCUGUGGAGCUCCUCAAGUCAAACCACUUUUACAGAGAAGCUAUUGCAGUUGCCAAGGCUCGGCUGCGCCCAGAAGACCCAGUCUUGAAGGACCUGUACCUCAGCUGGGGAACCAUCUUAGAAAGAGACGGCCAUUAUGCCAUAGCAGCCAAAUGCUAUUUAGGGGCUACUUCAGCUUAUGAUGCAGCCAAAGUUUUGGCCAAAAAGGGAGAUGCAGCAUCACUUAGAACGGCUGCAGAGUUGGCUGCAAUUGGAGGAGAAAAAGAGUUGUCUGCUUCCCUGGCUCUCAGAUGUGCCCAGGAACUACUUCUGGCCAAGAAUUGGGUGGGGGCCCAGGAAGCCUUGCAGCUGCAUGAAAGUCUACAGGGUCAGAGACUGGUAUUUUGCGUCCUUGAACUACUGUGCAGGUAUCUAGAGGAAAAGCAGUUUCCAGAAGGCAGAAGCUCCUCUUCUUACCACGCUUGGGCUACAGGCACUGAAGGGCUCUUCGUGCAGAGAGUGACUGCAGUGUGGAGGAGCAUCUUCAGCCUUGACACCCCAGAGCAGUAUCACACAGCCCUGCAGAAGCUGCAAAACAUCAAGUACCCAUCUGCUACAAAUAACACUCCCUCCAAACAGCUCCUGCUUCACAUUUGCCAUGAUUUGACUUUGGCAGUGCUGAGCCAACAGGUGGCCUCCUGGGACAAGGCUGUGACAGCACUCCUUCAGGCUGUGGUCCGGAGCUAUGACUCAGGGAACUUCACCAUCAUGCAGGAAGUCUACUCAGCCUUUCUCCCUGACGGCUGUGACUACCUAAGAGACAAACUGGGUGACCAUCAGUCCCCUGCCACACCAGCUUUUAAAAGUUUGGAGGCCUUUUUUAUUUAUGGGCGAUUGUAUGAAAUCUGGUGGUCACUCUCCAGGCCUUGCAGUGAGUCCAGUGUCUGGGUAAGGGCUGGCCACAGGACACCCUUUGUCAAGCAGAGCCAGCCAUUAGACAGUCCUAGGACUGAAGAGACUGACCCAGAACCAAGAUGGCCUCCAGGAUCAGACUUGAUACUGACAGAAGAAAGUGAGCAAGUGCUGAGUGCUAGUAAGGAGCUCUUUUCAGAAAAGCACGCCAGUCUCCAGAAGUCAAAGAGAACUAUUGCUGAUGUCCAAGAGACAUUAGCAGAAAUGAUCCGCAAACACCAGAAGAGUCAACUCUGUACAGCCAGUGGCCCCAAUAAGAAUGAACCCAAACAGGAAGCAGAAGAGGCUCUCCCUAAUGCUCAGAGUCUGUGUAAAGAAGAAGAAAAGGAAACAGUUUCUCUGCCUGAACUAACCAAAAGGCUCACAGAGGCAAAUGAGAGAAUGGCUAAGUUUCCUGAGAGUAUUAAGACUUGGCCCUUCCCAGAUGUGCUAGAGUGCUGUCUUGUCCUGCUUCACAUCGGGUCCCAGUGUCCUGGCUGUGUGACUCAGGAAAUGCAACAACAGGCCCAGGAGUUCCUUCAGAAAUAUGGCAACACUAAAGCUUACAAAAGAUGCUACCAGUCCCUCUGCACACGAACUUUCAAGGACCUUGAAGAAACUGUGCCACAGAACAAUUGACAUCUUUCAUCUCUGCAAUCACACCUUGCCAAGCACUCAUUCUGAUCACUAGAUGUGUUUGCAGUUAUCCAAACUAAUAUACAGAAGACAGUUGAACUUGAAUCAACUUUGUCUACCCUAUACAAGAUGGAACCUGACUUUGGCCUCAAUUGUGGUUUCCUAGUGAAGGGAAGAUCAUGAAAAGCCAGCAGUAGUUAUUCAAAACUAGUACCUAUAGAGUGAUUGUGGUCAUCUCUAAAGCCUUAUGCAGGUUUCACCCAAAGAGAGAAACUUUUUUAAUCACCUAAAGUGUUAUGUUCUUAAACACAAACUACCUUUAUAAAUACUUCACCAGAUCAUAAACAUCUCAUUCUUGUUGGAGACAGAAUUGUUAAUGGGUGGAUGUUCUUAAUUAUUUUUGUUAGCCCAGCUUUCCCACCUCUGUUCUCUCACAGACUGAAGUUUGAAUCUGAAACCGACCUGUAUGUAUGUCCUGUUGACCCUACCUUCUACCUGAACUAAUUUAGGUUGAAAAUUUGGUUUCAUUGUUUUAUGGAAUUGCUUAUUUAGAUACGUUGCUUACUAAGCAUAAUAACAACGAAUAACAAGCCAGGCGCCAGUGGCUCACGCCUGUAAUCUUAGCUACUCAGGAGGCAAAGAUCAGGAGGAUCGCAGUUCAAAUCCAGCCUGGGCAAACAGUU
This is a messenger RNA of Castor canadensis (American beaver), 5246 nucleotides long. It is a transcript of the gene Gemin5, whose product is annotated as gem nuclear organelle associated protein 5. Gene Ontology annotation, biological process: spliceosomal snRNP assembly. NCBI's taxonomy places the organism in Eukaryota, Metazoa, Chordata, Mammalia, Rodentia, Castoridae. The record is from RefSeq and is a predicted model, not a curated record. Gene Ontology annotation, molecular function: mRNA 3'-UTR binding; protein binding. Gene Ontology annotation, cellular component: SMN complex; nucleus.